UAAACUACUAGUUACCGCCUCCGGAACGUCACUUCCGCUGUACACACACACACAGAGAACAGUCUCCAGGCGGGUGGAUAGGUCGUCAGUGACGGGAUGUAGAGCGGCCCCGAUGCAGUGUUUAACCGGAGUACGGAAAUGACAGAGGCCUUGCAAAUACACUUUUACUUCAAACUACAAUUGUGAGUUCACUGAAUCUGAGAACAUUGCUUUUUCCACUGUAACAUUACUAACUACCUCAACACACAGAAGACGAGGGAAUUUCCAAAAGCAAAUCUGUGAUUUUUACAAGCUGGCACUCUGAGCGUGUCUGCAACAUGCGCGAGAAGACAACAUUUGCAGUAUUAAGAGCACUUUGAGCUUUUUGCAGACUGGAUCUGUCAAAAAAAUAUAUAUUUUCAGAAAUUAUAUCUUUUUUUCCCCCCUUUUUCUUUUGAAGAGUUGUGCAUUGUUUUACACUCGCUGUUGAUCAGUGUUUUUGUUUUUUGUUUUGAGUUUCUUUUUUAUGUCACGUUCUGUAUAUCUAAUUUUUGCAUUUAAUGAAUUCUGAUUUUUUUUUUUUCCUGCUUGCCCAUUUAACUUCUUUAAAUUGACUUAGUUCAUUGAGUGUCUGUCUGAAAAGCAGCAGAGCAAAAAAAGUUAAAUUGUAUGAAGGGUUAAAACAAUUGACACCUCCAUAACAAAGGCGCAUGCAACAUUUUCCAGAUACUUCAGCUGGCUUCAGAAGUACAAGUUGUGAACUGCAGCAGGGCUGCACUGAAUACUAAAAAUCCCUAAGUCAGCAAAUCUGCUGCCUUUCUCUCUGCUCAUACAGAUUACACAGAGACUGCCUUUUGGAAAUGCCUUUUACAAAACCUAUGUAUGCAGAACUCCUCUAUUAUUUCACGUAGCUGAGCAAUUGGAAGCAUAUAUUUUUGUGGCACAGCUAUUUUAGGUUUAGACGCCUGCGAAUAUAAGGACACCUAUGUAUUGCUGUAGUGCGCAAGAAAGUAAAAUGGACUACAAGAGGCGUUUUUUGCUUGGCGGGUCCAAGCAGAAGGUACAACAACAUCAUCAGCAGUACCAGAUGCCUGAGCUCAGCCGGACUCUGAGCGCGCCUUUGGCAUCAGGUACCGCUGGAUCUUCUCUAGCUUCCUUGGCUAAUGCAGGGAGCUGCCCUCACUCCUCUGCCCACACCACCCCAAUUGCAGACAUCCAACAGGGUAUCUCCAAAUACCUAGAUGCCCUCAAUGUUUUCUGUCGCGCCAGCACUUUCCUCACUGACCUUUUCAGUACAGUUUUCCGUAACUCGCACUACUCAAAGGCAGCUAUGCAACUGAAAGACGUGCAGGAACAUGUCAUGGAGGCCGCCAGCCGACUCACUGCAGCAAUAAAGCCCGAGAUAGCAAAAAUGCUGAUGGAACUGAGUGCUGGAGCCGCCAAUUUUAAAGACCAGAAUGAGUUCAGUCUGCAGGACAUUGAGGUGUUAGGUCGCUGUUUUCUGACAGUGAUGCAGGUUCACUUCCAGUUCCUGUCCCAAGCAUUGCAGAAGGUUCAGCCUGUUGCACACUCUUGUUUUGCUGAAGCAAUUGCGCAAGAAAGGAAGAAUGCAACCGGAGCAUCCGACACAAGUCCUACAAGAGAGCUAGAAAAUGCAGUAAGAUCAUGGAGAGGAGCUUCUGAGGCAACUUGCAGACUCCGUGAGAGAGGUUGUGAUGGCAGUUUGGCUGGUAUAGAAGUUCAGCAGCUCUUCUGUACCCAAAGUUUAGCAAUCCCUGAACAACAACUGAAGGAGCUGAAUAUGAAAAUAGACAGUACAUUACAGGCUUAUAAAAUAGCAUUGGAAAGUUUAGGUCACUGUGAAUAUUCAAUGAAGGCUGGCUUUCACAUAAAUCCUAAAGCUAUUGAAGAAAGUUUACAGGGCUGUUGUAGUGAAGCUGAGGCCCAGCAAGCAGGAAGGAGGCAGACACCUCCUCAACCAAUACAGUGUGAGCUUCCAACUGUACCGGUCCAGAUUGGCUCCCACUUCCUGAAGGGAACAUCUUUCAAUGAGUCAACAACAGAAAACCUGAAACUGAAAACUCAUGCAACUUUGCAACUUAUAAAAGAUGCUGACGGACACAAUGGAAUCAGCGAGAGAGAUGAAUCUAUUGUGACUGAGGUUCUCAAUCAAGUCUGCCCUUCUACUUGGCGAGGUGCUUGCAAAACUGCAGUGCAGUUACUAUUUGGCCAAGCAGGUCUGGUGGUGGUUGAUACGGCACAGAUUGAGAAUAAAGAGGCAUAUGCUCCACAGAUUAGUGAAGGUUCAAGGAUUAUUGUGCAAGUCCCAUCCACAUGGUGUUUGAAGGAGGAUCCAGCAACAAUGUCUCUUUUACAACGAAGUCUUGAUCCAGAAAAAACGCUGGGACUGGUUGAUGUUCUGUACACAGCUGUGUUUGAUAUUAACAGACGGAAGGAGGGUCGGGAGCAGGCACUACCAAUUAUACAAAUUCAGCUGCAGCGUGAAAUCUCAGAGUUUGGAAAUCAAAUUGAUCACCCACAUGGGAAUUGUAGCAAAUCCACAGGAGGACUGCAGAAGACCUUUUCUAAAUUGACUUCAAGGUUCACAAAGAAAGUUUCGUGUAGUAGCUCAGGUCACAAUGGGAGCUAUUCUGUCCCACAGACUUCUUCCAAAAAUGUCUUAACUACUACUAACUCGGAAGAAAAGGCUAAACACCCCAUUAACAUGGACUCAAAGUUACAAAGCAUCCUCAAUAUCGGCAAUUUUCCCAGAUCGACAGACUCUUUGCAAAGUACAAAUAGCCAGCUUGCUAAUGGUUUUCUUGUCGACAAACGGGAAGAUUUUUUUAAAGGAGAUGAUCUGAAGGAUGACAAAGGAAUGAAUUUACCCACUGACCAAGAAAUGCAGGACGUUAUUGACUUUUUGUCAGGCUUUAACAUGAGUAAAUCCCAGCAGACUUCCCCUGUGGUCAAGAGAAGGAACUCUACAACAUCAGCUGGAGCUCCAGAGCAGAAACAGGGGACAGUGAAACCACCAUCACAGCCUGUAUCCCAUGCUCCAGUGCAUCCUCCCCAGCAGGGAUUGCUACAGCAACCACCACAGCUGCAGUUACCACAAAAGCAGCAACUGCAGUACUACCAGCAUUUAUUUCAGCCAGUUAGUCAGCAACAACAAUCCCAUGCUCCAGGAAAGUGGUUAAAUAGUUCCUCACAGCAGCCAACCCAAGCUGUAGGAAGUGGGUUGUCUCCUCUUAGUCAGAUGAAUCAAUGGAGCAACCAAGGUCUCUCUGAUCUUAGUCCUGACUUGUAUAGCUUGGGCCUUGUAAGCAGCUUCAUGGAUAACAUGAUGUCAGAGAUGUUAGGACAGAAACCACAAGGACCAAGGAAUAACACCUGGCCGAACCGUGACCAAAGUGAAGGUGUAUUUGGGAUGCUUGGAGAUAUUUUGCCUUUUGAUCCUGCAGUUGGCUCAGAUCCCGAAUUUGCACGUUAUGUGGCAGGGGUCAAUCAAGCUAUGCAACAAAAGCGGCAAUCACAGCAUGUUCGACGUCCAAGCACCACUCGUAACUGGCCUCACCAUGAUGAUGCUCACAGAACAUGGCCAUUUCCUGAGUAUUUCACUGAAGGUGAUGUCAUGAACACCAGCUGGUCAGGUACUCAGGGAGACUCUGCCAGCUCGAGUGACGAGACCUCAUCAGCUAAUGGAGACAGCCUGUUCUCUAUGUUCUCAGGGCCAGAUCUUGUUGCUGCUGUAAAGCAGAGAAGGAAACACAGUAGUGGGGAGCAAGAAACAAGCACGCUGCCAUCACCACCCCUACUCUCUACAGUAGAUGAUCUCAAUCAGGAGAACAAAACCAAAACAUGGCCACCAAAGGCUCCAUGGCAGCAUUCAUCUCUCACCAACACACUGCCCAAUCAAAGCUCUGCUUUGUACCAGAUGACGAAUCCUGUGAGCCAAUGGAAUGAUACGAUGCAAAUACUACAGUCACCAGUUUGGUCUACAUCUAGUGACUGCACUCCACCAACAGGGAUCUCCUCCACAUUUGCCUACGCUCAACAACAAUCGCAGCAAGCCACUCAGCACAAGCAGAUAAAUAAGGGCUUCAAAUCCUUCCCAAUGAAACACGAGCGCAGACCAUCAUACUUGCACCAGUUCUGACAUGAGUUACUAGGGCAACAGCUAAUUCACCUGCACUCUUGUGAUUAAAGCACCGUUUUACUUGCAGUUUAAAGGUCUAAAAGCAGUGAUUUUUGUUUUUUAGUUAACUGUGAGUGAAGGCUGUAUGUAAAAAGACAUAAAAGACCAGAAUAUUUGUUGUUGAUUCUUAUUUUACUUUUUUAUGCUGUGCUUAAAUAUUAGCACAAUAAUUAUUAGACUAUUCCUGUUUCACAAAUACAGCAAAUGCAAUGGUCUUGUAUGUCCUUGAUGUCACCAGUUUCUUGCUGCUUUAGUAGCAGGAGCAACAGUGUGUUUUUUGCCAUAGAAUAUUAUAUAACCUAAUCCUUAUUUUACAACAGAUCGGGUCAUGACUGUUAAAAGCUUUAUUUUGCUUUAUUGUGUAAUUAAAACAUGACACAAGCAAAAGUAAAAUGUGUAUAAUGAGGUCUCUACUUUGUGAUAAGUGGCUGAGAAUGUGCAAGUCAUUUUGUGUUGGCUUUGGUGGAGUUUCAGACCUUGUAUUCUGUGCCAUUAAAACACUACAGAUUUUACAAGCCCGUUUGCAUCUCAGCUUGCUUGUCACAUUGCCAUGUCUUAUAUUAAGUAGAAGUGUGACUGCAUCAAUUAAAUCUGUUGCCAGCACUUUUAGAAAACAGUUUCUAAAACAUACUAUCAAUGCCUUAUAUGGGAUGUCCUUUUUUUGUGUACUUUAAGUGUAUCACCAGGUAGUGGUUGCACAGUUAAAAAUAUUAUCUUAUACAGGCCUUUACAGUUUUAUACCAUGUAAUUUCAAAGGCUUAAAGGGACAUUUAACCAUUUUUUUUUUGUUAAAUUUAAAAGAGGGCAUUUAGCACAUUUUUCUUUUCUGAAAAUAAAUACAUCUUGUGCUGUGUAUGUGACAGCUAAUCAGUAAAGCUGUGGGAGUUGUCCUUACCAGCCAGUUAGCACUCUUAUUUGUGCUCAAAUAUGCACUUAUUUUUACUUUUAAAAUGAAACAAUUUAUAUGUUAAAAAACAAUAAUGUUAACCGGUUGAAAUGCUACUCUUUCAUAUGCAGAUUAUUUUUUUUUAAUGCAAUGUCCCUUUUAAGAAGUUGUCUUUGGUUUAUAAGACACUUCCAAACAUCUGUAUCUGACGAUGGCAAACAUUUUUACACAGUAGUCUGCACAAUUAUUACUUACAUUAUCUAGUUUGAGGGGCCAUGAUCUAUACCCGUGGACCUCAAGAUAAGUUUGACUUUUAUUAUAAACUAAUACACCUUUGUAACCACAGAGAUCAAUGUCUCAAGCGCCUGAUAUAGGAAAUAUUUUUUUCUUUUCUUAACAUGGGAAGGUAGGUUGCUUUUUUUCCUAGCAGCUAUGGGAAGUGUCUAGAUUUUUCGAUUAUUUAGCUUUUUUUGUGAUUGAAAUAUCCACUUGUGCAAUGUGAUUGUGAAUGGCAGGUUCCUGCAUCUAUUCCAGCUCAUACACCAUCAAUCUCUCCUUCCCUAGGAGAUUUAAAAAUAAAUCUCCUUAUCUUUUGUAUCUCAUUUUUAUAUGUACAUUUGAUAUUGUUCUCUUUGGCCAAAGGCAUUAUGCACACAGGACUCCUAAAGAGUACAUAUUUCACAAUUCUUCUGGAGUAAAAAUAUAAAAAAAAUGAGCUGGCUCAGAAAUAUCAAAAGUUUGAGAGUAGCAAUUAGUUUAAAUGGAAAACUAUAUUUUUUAAUGAACUGAGCAUAAUGUCAUAUUAGAUGUGCCAUUGGACCUGAACAACCUGUGGAAUUAGGAAUUUUCUUCCAACCAAAGUUGAUCUAGAAAAUGCAAAUGGUGCUUAAAAGUAAAUUUAAAUAGAAUAUGUACAGAUAUCCCAUUGUACCUUAAAUGAGGUUACAGAAUAUACUAUAUAUAGUUUAUAUGUAUUGAAAACAAAAUGUCAUUUCAUCUUUCGAAGAAGUUUAACAUUUAAAUCCAAUAUUUUCUAUUACAUAAAGUAUUGACAGUAUUAACCUUAUUUUUGUAUUUUAUUAAAUUGUUAUCACUAAUAUAUGUUAACUCAAUAUGAGUAACAAGUUGUUUUGCUGAAGUGUAUUGCCAUAUAGACUUUUGUUUUUUUGAAUGGAGAUGGUAAAGCACAUUUUUCAGUUCCAUGUUUUGUUUUUUUUGUUUGUUUUUUUACAGACUUAAAGUUUAUCUAAUUAUACCAAAAAAUAUGUAUAAAACACUAAACUAUUUAAAAAAAAUAUAUAAAAAUGGGGCAUUCAACCCCUUUCAUUUUACUUGUUUGUACAGUAAUAGAUUUGGCGGCGGGCCCGGAAUGUUAUCUUUCAUGUUAAGUGAGGAAGCCAAGGUUGCCUGUAUUUAUACUGCGCCAGAUUUCCCCCAAAAUGUCACGCUUACCAUGUUUACAGAGACUUGUUUGCUGUAAAUAGACUUUUCUAGUGAUGUGUUCUGCACAAUCAGUGUGUUGCUUUUGUCUGUAAUUUGUCUUACAACUUCUGUACUACUUGUUUUGAAGAUCUGCUACAAAAAAAAAAGUUUAAAAAAAAGUCUAGUGGUUGUUUAGAAUUUACAAAUGGUUUUCUUUCAGUUUCCAGAUGCUGAAUAAAAAACUGUUCUUCAAAUACUGAACCCACCAACUUUUGCACUUAACAGCCCUUAUUUUGUCAGAACUAUGGUCUUCGUUCCAAUAGACAUAUAUAUUUGUAUGAAAACCAAUGUUUCAAAGUGCCAACCCAAUGUACGCAGGUUAUAUAUAUUUUUUACUUGUAUUUUGGAGUCUUCUAAAUUAAAUGUGUGGAAACUGAAAUUUGAAACCAUUUUUAUACGUUAAAGCUUUGACCAUGUAGGUGCUAUGUUUUUCUGCUUCCAAUUGUUCUGAACACUGGUCAUUUAUAUACCGGGUUGCACUUGGCAAAGACGUCUUGCCAUACAAUUUCACUUGGUCAAUUACACUGCCAAGUGCAGGGGUUUGGUGCUUCUCAAGCGUAACCCUUCUAUUGCAAUGCUUCUUGUUUAUAGUUAACACUUAUAAACUGGAACUGUACAAUUUGUAUUUUACUUCUAAAGCUCCUGUAAGUAAAAUAACUAUUUGCUUUAUUAAAGAUAUACAUUUAA
This is a messenger RNA of Bombina bombina (fire-bellied toad), 7232 nucleotides long. RefSeq names its product granule associated Rac and RHOG effector 1 (gene GARRE1). The record is from RefSeq and is a predicted model, not a curated record. Gene Ontology annotation, biological process: Rac protein signal transduction. NCBI's taxonomy places the organism in Eukaryota, Metazoa, Chordata, Amphibia, Anura, Bombinatoridae. Gene Ontology annotation, molecular function: CCR4-NOT complex binding.